Messenger RNA from Asparagus officinalis (garden asparagus), 1591 nucleotides. RefSeq lists its product as uncharacterized. The transcript has 9 exons. Gene Ontology annotation, biological process: CAAX-box protein processing. Gene Ontology annotation, cellular component: endoplasmic reticulum membrane. The record is from RefSeq and is a predicted model, not a curated record. Bases 169 to 1137 code for a protein of 322 amino acids. Gene Ontology annotation, molecular function: metalloendopeptidase activity. NCBI's taxonomy places the organism in Eukaryota, Viridiplantae, Streptophyta, Magnoliopsida, Asparagales, Asparagaceae.
CAAAACUAACCAUAACAACAUCUGUGGAUCUCAAAACUACAACUCAUUCUAACGAAAGAAAAAGCGCUGCGCUCACAUUACACUCCAUCAUUCUCCCCCGCUGAAAAUUUUCUUACUGUCUUCAUUACGUAUAAGAAUCAAAGGCAGAAGGAAGAAGAAAAAGAAAACAUGGCUACCUUCAUGCUUCCUUGCCAUGGGCUUGUGCUCAAACCCUCAUCUUCAUUGCCCAAACUGGGUUCUCCUGUGUUGAGAACUGGGCUAAAGAAGAAGAGAAGGGUUGCAGUUUGUCGGGCGGCGCCCGUCGUGUUUCGGGAUCUUGAUGCUGAUGAUUUCAGGCAUCCUCUUGAUAAACAGAAUACAUUGCUUUUGAGGGUGAUCCCAGGGCUGAAUGAACUCGGAAAGGCUUUAUUAGGACCAGUCUCUGAACAAGUCAUGCUGCUCGAGAAUAUAGGAACAUCUGUGCUUGUGGCUGAAAACCAGCUAUCUGACCUUCAUCAGUUGUUGGUCGAGGCUGCAGAAGUAUUGAACAUAGAGGCUCCUGAUUUAUAUGUAAGACAAAAUCCUGUCCCAAAUGCCUACACUUUGGCCAUUAAUGGUAGAAAACCAUUCAUCGUCAUCCAUACUAGUCUUGUGGAGCUUUUGACCAAAAAAGAGUUGCAAGCUGUUUUGGCUCAUGAAUUGGGCCACUUGAAAUGUGACCAUGGUGUGUUUCUUACAUUUGCAAACAUUCUCACAGUGGGAGCUUACAUUGUACCUGGGUUGGGUGGGCUGAUUGCUCAAAGAUUGGAAGAACAAUUGUUUAGGUGGCUUCGAUCUGCUGAACUAACUUGUGACAGAGCAGCUCUCCUUGUCGCUCAAGAUCCCAAGGUGGUCAUUUCUGUUCUGAUGAAAUUGGCUGGCGGUUGCCCUUCUCUUUCGGACCAGCUAAACGUCGAUGCAUUCUUAGAGCAAGCACGCUCGUAUGACAAGGCUGCUUCAAGUCCAGUUGGAUGGUACAUCAGGAAUGCACAGACCAGUCAAUUAUCUCACCCGCUUCCAGUUAUGAGAGCUCGUGAGAUCGAUGAUUGGUCAAGGAGCAAUGAGUAUCAGUCACUUUUGAAACGAGCAAUCCAGCAUGAAGCUGCUCAAAAAGUAUAGCAAUGGCCUGCGGCGGAUGAUAUUCAUGUGAAGUCCUAAUUUUACUGAAGCUUGUCGAUACAGAAUUAGAAGAUUUAUACAGUUAUGUAUGUAUACUUACCGUCAUGAGGAAUACCGUGCAAAAGCCACAAAGGACAACGGAAGUUUACCUUAAAUAUCAGGAACAGAUUCAAAUUCAGGCCUAUUGUAUUUAUAUUUGUUUCUUGUGUGCUUAGAAGAAAUAGACAUAAAAAUUCAGUAAAUUCGUUAUUUGUAUGUAUAUCGGGGCAUCGUAUCUGCCUCUUUCAUCUCAUUGUUGAGUUGGCCUAUCGAUCCAAUCACGGAGCGUAUAAGCGAUAUAUCUUGUUGUAUACGUAAGAAAUCUGGUUCAGACUAACUCCUAAGUAGGAGGUAUUUUCUAACUAUGUCUUGUAAGUUCAGAAUAAUUUCUUGACUGAAAAAUAAAAAGGAUAAA